GCUCACCUCUCUCUCUCUCUCUCUCUCUAGUUGGGGUUAGGUGUGGAGACAAGUAAGACACACAACCAACAUGCCCACAAGCUAUUAAUUGGCAUGCUUUGAUUUAAAAGCUAGCUCCGUUAUCUUUUACAACUACAGACAUACAUUCAUUUCUGAUCAAUUCUGUGGAGUAGAGCUCAACUUGGUGGGUUUCUAUUAUCUGUUGUCGUCAUACUGAUGAAUGCCACAAUAUAAAUAUACGCAUAGAUGGGUGAUAAUCAGAAUAGUAGCUGCGCUGGCUCCUCCUCCUCCGCCGCCGCCACCAACAAUUACCACCACCACCUUCCCCGAGCCGCCCUUAAUCUCUCCAUCGACGUCGCCCUUCCUCGUUCCGCCUCCAAAUGCUUCGACGACGAUGGCCGCCCCAAACGUACAGGGAGUGUAUGGACGGCAAGCGCACACAUAGUGACGGCAGUGAUAGGGUCAGGGGUGCUGUCGCUGGCAUGGGCCAUAGCUCAGCUCGGCUGGAUCGCCGGCCCCACCGUCAUGUUCCUCUUCUCCUUCGUCGUCUACUACACCUCCUCCCUCCUCACCGACUGCUACCGCUCCGGCGACCCCAUCUCCGGCAAGCGCAACUACACUUACAUGGACGCCGUCAGUUCCAAUCUCGGAGGAGCUAAGGUGAAGCUAUGUGGGUUCAUUCAGUAUUUGGGUAUUUUUGGAGUCGCCAUUGGUUACACAAUUGCGGCUUCUAUUAGCAUUAUGGCAAUUAAGAGGUCAAAUUGCUUCCACGAGGGAGGGAGAAAGAAGCCAUGCCACACUUCCAGCAACCCAUACAUGAUCAUGUUUGGCAUUUCUGAGAUUGUGCUCUCCCAAAUCCCUGACUUCGAUCGCAUAUGGUGGCUCUCCAUCCUCGCUGCUGUCAUGUCUUUCACCUACUCUUCCAUCGGCCUCGGCCUCGGCAUAGCUAAAGUUGCAGGUAAUGGAAGUUUCAAGGGGAGUUUCACUGGGAUAAGCGUUGAGACAGUGACCCCAACACGGAAGAUAUGGAGAAGCUUCCAAGCCCUGGGAAACAUUGCUUUUGCCUACUCUUAUUCAAUCAUUCUCAUUGAAAUUCAGGACACAAUCAAAUCCCCACCGUCGGAAGCCAAGACAAUGAAGAAGGCAGCUCUGCUAAGCAUAGCGGUGACGACCACCUUCUACAUGCUGUGCGGCUGCAUGGGCUACGCCGCCUUCGGCGAUCAUGCGCCGGGCAACCUCCUCACCGGCUUCGGCUUCUACGAGCCCUUCUGGCUGGUCGACAUCGCCAACGCCGCCAUCGUCGUCCACCUCGUCGGCGCCUACCAGGUCUACUGCCAGCCCCUCUUCGCCUUCGUCGAGAAAUGGGCUGCCCGCUCCGACUUCCCCCUCACCAAAAUGGAGCUCCGAAUCCCAGUUCCCCUGUCCGGCUACGCCUACAGCCUCAGCCUCUUCAGGCUUUUCUGGCGAUCCGCCUUCGUCGUCGCCACCACCGUCAUCUCCAUGCUGCUCCCCUUCUUCAACGACGUCGUCGGCAUUCUUGGGGCCUUCGGGUUUUGGCCGCUCACCGUUUACUUUCCGGUCGAGAUGUACAUUGCGCAGAAGAAGAUUCCCCGGUGGAGCAACCGGUGGAUCUGCCUUCAGAUGCUGAGCCUUGCUUGUCUUGUGAUCUCCAUCGUCGCCGGUGCGGGGUCCGUCGCCGGCGUCGUGCUUGACCUGAAGAUCUACCGGCCGUUCAAGAUGACGUACUAGAUAAUUUGUUUUAAGUUGAAAUUGAUUCGAUGUCCUCCAGAGUUGCUCGUUCGCGAAAUCCGAUUGUAAAAUAACUCUGUGCGUGUAGCCAGCCGAUUGUGCAAAGCACAUGUUUUCAUUUC
Molecule: messenger RNA, 1871 nt
Organism: Malania oleifera
Lineage: Eukaryota; Viridiplantae; Streptophyta; Magnoliopsida; Santalales; Ximeniaceae
Product: amino acid permease 4-like
Exons: 6
Coding region: 247-1749 (500 amino acids)
Cellular component (GO): plasma membrane
Source: RefSeq, a predicted model, not a curated record